CAGCAUUUUUAAUUUUGUUUUGUGUCUCUGUAUCUGAACAGGGAAGCAAGUCCAGAUAAAGCUGUCUCAGGCGUUUAACCACUGGCUCGAUGUCCCGGAAGACAAGCUGCAGGUGAUCAUGGAGGUGGUGGAGAUGCUCCACAAUGCCAGCCUCCUGAUCGAUGACAUUGAGGACGGCUCCAAGCUCCGGCAUGGCUUACCCACGGCGCACAACACUUACGGCAUCCCGUCGGUCAUUAACUCGGCAAACUACGUCUACUUCCUCUGCCUGGAGAAGGUGCUGACACUGGAGCACCCAGAGGCUGUGCGUGUCUUCACCUGCCAGCUCCUGGAGCUGCACCAGGGCCAGGGCCUGGACAUCCACUGGAGGGACACCUACACGUGCCCCAGCGAGGCAGAGUACCAGUCCAUGGUCCGCCAGAAGACGGGCGGCCUUUUCGGCCUGGCCGUGGGCCUCAUGCAGCUCUUCUCCGGCUGGACCUGCGACCUCAAGCCCCUUCUGGACACGCUGGGGCUCUUCUUCCAGAUCCUAGAUGACUACGCCAAUCUGCACUCCCGAGAGUACACCGAGAACAAGAGCUUCUGCGAGGACCUGACCGAGGGAAAGUUCUCGUUCCCCAUCAUCCAUGCCAUCCGCUCGAAGCCUGAAAGCACCCAGGUGCAGAACAUCCUGCGGCAACGCACGGAUAACGUGGACGUCAAGCGCUACUGCAUGGACUACCUGGAGAAGGCUGGCUCGUUCAAGUACACCCGGCAGACCCUGCAGGACCUGGAGGCCGUGCGAAAACUGCGAUCAAUCCCACACUCUUUCCGAUGGAUUUAUAGUCAAUUUUGUUCGGCUCACGUUUGA
Molecule: messenger RNA, 850 nt
Organism: Conger conger (European conger)
Lineage: Eukaryota; Metazoa; Chordata; Actinopteri; Anguilliformes; Congridae
Product: geranylgeranyl pyrophosphate synthase-like
Exons: 2
Coding region: 119-850 (243 amino acids)
Biological process (GO): isoprenoid biosynthetic process
Molecular function (GO): prenyltransferase activity
Source: RefSeq, a predicted model, not a curated record